GUUUUUGUAUGUUGAUGUGUUACCCAUUUGACAAGGAAACACAAGGAAAGGAAAAAAGCAGCUACCUUUGAGAAAGAAAGAAGUUGUGGAGAAGAGCAUGUGAGUGUGAAUUUGAAUGGGGAAUCAGAAGCAGAAGUGGACGCAAGACGAGGAAGAUGCACUCAUCGCCGGGGUUGAAAAGCACGGUCCCGGAAAGUGGAAAAACAUUCUCAAAGAUCCCCAAUUUGCCCCUUUUCUUACUUCCCGUUCCAACAUCGACCUUAAGGACAAAUGGCGGAAUUUGAGCGUCAGUAACGGUUCUCAAGGCUCGAAAGACAAGCCUAGGGUUCCCAAGCUCAAGGCUCUUCCUCCUCCUCCUUCUUCUACCAACUCCUCCACCACCACCACCACACCUCAAAACGCGGCUUCUGCUCCACAAAACGUUCCGUCUGAUGUCACUGUCCCUGAUUCUUCUCUGAAUGACCAAGAUGUCAAAAACCCUCCGAGGUAUAAUGCAAUGGUUUUUGAAGCUCUAUCAGCACUAAAAGAUAAUAAUGGAUCUGACCUAAAUGCCAUUGUUAGUUUCAUCGAGCAAAAACAUCAGGUUCCUCAAAAUUUUAGAAGGGCAUUAAGUACAAGGUUGCGAAGGCUUGUUAGUCAAGGAAAACUUGAAAAGGUACAGAAUUGUUACAAAAUAAAAAAGGAUGUCUCCUCGGACACAAAAGCACCUUCACCAAAACCAAAGGAUGUCCGGCCAACACCAUCACAACCUGCACCACAACCACAAUGGCAGUCCUCGGUUUCUGUCUUUACAGCAUCUAAUGAGACAAUAAAGGAUGCUGCAGAUACUGCAGCCUACAGAAUUGCGGAUGCUGAAAGUAAGUCAUAUCUGGCUGCGGAAGCAGUAAAGGAGGCAGAGAAAAUAUCAUUGCUGGUUGAACAUAGCGAUUCAAUGUUGGAGCUAGCAAAAGACAUAUAUGAACAAUGUUCUCGUGGUGAAAUUAUCCUUUUGGCUUAAGAUGGUCAACGAAAGGUCUAUAAAUAGAUUCAUCCUGAUCUUGGUUUCAAAAUGUAAAAUUGUGUAUUCAAUGAGACAUAAUUUAAACAGCAUUGUCUUCUGCGGAGGAGUGAGGUUUUCAACUUUGAAGAUGCAUCUGGUCAUAAUUCAGUCAAUAUAUAAUAAUCUUCAUAGUAUAAUGUAAAAAUUUAGAGAAGUGGUGAUGAGAGAUGCAUUAUCAUCCAUUAGUCCUGGUUCUGAGAUUAAAAGUUUUUUUUUUUUUCAUAACUUU
This is a messenger RNA of Vigna radiata var. radiata (mung bean), 1268 nucleotides long. RefSeq names its product telomere repeat-binding factor 4. The transcript has 6 exons. Gene Ontology annotation, biological process: nucleosome assembly. Bases 116 to 997 code for a protein of 293 amino acids. Gene Ontology annotation, cellular component: nucleosome. Gene Ontology annotation, molecular function: double-stranded telomeric DNA binding. The record is from RefSeq and is a predicted model, not a curated record. Lineage: Eukaryota; Viridiplantae; Streptophyta; Magnoliopsida; Fabales; Fabaceae.